UGAAUCAUCUUCUGUCCAAGCAGGUGGCAAUGCCAUGGGCAUAUCUGAAGAGACAAAGUUCAGGUAUGUUGGUAGCAGGAACAACCAGUACAACACCUGGCUUCAGGGGAAGCAGUCGGGAGACAGAGCACCAUGACUUCUGAGACAGGUCCUUCACCUGGAGAUGCCACCUUGAGGAGAAGAAUCCAACCUUGGGAAUUUGAAGUCUUCUUCGACCCAAGAGAACUCCGUAGAGAGGCCUGUCUGCUCUAUGAAAUCAAGUGGGGCAGUAGCAGUAAGAUCUGGCGAAACUCUGGCCAAAACACCUCCAAGCAUGUUGAAGUUAAUUUUAUAGAAAAGUUUACUUCAGAAAGACCAUUUUGCCCAACGAUCAGCUGCUCCAUCGUCUGGUUCUUAUCCUGGAGUCCCUGCUGGGAAUGCUCCAAGGCAAUUCGAGCAUUUUUGAGUCAGCGCCCCAACGUCACUCUGGUUAUUUAUGUAGCCAGGCUUUUUCACCACAUGGAUCAACAGAACCGGCAAGGGCUCAGAGACCUCAUAAACAGUGGUGUGACUAUCCAGAUUAUGACAGCCUCAGAGUAUGAUUAUUGCUGGAGGAAUUUUGUCAACUACUCACCUGGGGAAGAAGCUCACUGGCCAAGAUACCCACCUUCAUGGACAAUGAUGUAUGCCCUGGAACUCCGCUGCAUAAUCCUAAGUCUUCCACCCUGUUUGAAGAUUUCAAGAAGAUGCCAGCAUCGGCUUACAUUUUUCAGUCUUAAUUUUCGAAAUUGCCAUCACCAAAUGAUUCUGCCCCAUACUCUUUUUGCUAUGGGGAUGAUACAACCUUCUGUGACUUGGAGAUGAAUAGCAUGAUUCCUUGUUUGCCCUGUUUCAAGAACACACAGUGGUGGCCCACUAAAGAGUGAGUACCAUUAAGAAUCUGGAAAUUUUCACAAACAGCAGUAUCAUGGAUUAUAUUAGUGAUCAACUGCCAUAUAACACCUUAUCCCCAAACUCUGUGGCUUAAAACAAUAAACGUUUUUUUAUCUCUCA
Choloepus didactylus (southern two-toed sloth) is the source of this 1032-nucleotide messenger RNA. It is a transcript of the gene APOBEC1, whose product is annotated as apolipoprotein B mRNA editing enzyme catalytic subunit 1. Gene Ontology annotation, cellular component: nucleus; cytoplasm. The record is from RefSeq and is a predicted model, not a curated record. Bases 133 to 843 code for a protein of 236 amino acids. Gene Ontology annotation, biological process: cytidine to uridine editing. Gene Ontology annotation, molecular function: cytidine deaminase activity; zinc ion binding; RNA binding. Lineage: Eukaryota; Metazoa; Chordata; Mammalia; Pilosa; Megalonychidae. The transcript has 5 exons.